This is a messenger RNA of Scaptodrosophila lebanonensis, 1213 nucleotides long. RefSeq names its product inhibitory POU protein (gene acj6). The record is from RefSeq and is a predicted model, not a curated record. NCBI's taxonomy places the organism in Eukaryota, Metazoa, Arthropoda, Insecta, Diptera, Drosophilidae. Gene Ontology annotation, molecular function: RNA polymerase II cis-regulatory region sequence-specific DNA binding; DNA-binding transcription factor activity, RNA polymerase II-specific. Gene Ontology annotation, biological process: regulation of transcription by RNA polymerase II. The coding region runs from base 50 to 1213 and encodes 387 amino acids. The transcript is spliced from 8 exons.
CGACGCCUCAAGGGCGUUCAAGCUGGAGGAGGAUUUUGUCGGCGGCUGCAUGACAAUGUCGAUGUACUCGACAACGGAUAAAAUGAAAAUGUCAGCGCCAAGUUGUUUUCCAGGACGCUACAGUCCAUCGUAUCGAAGUUCGGAGCAAAUGCGUCGCUGCAUGCCAAAUCCAUCUGUAAGUAAAUCGAACACCACACACCCAUCUAUAAGUCGUUUAUUAGAAGAUGCUUCCCUAUUAUGCAAUUCGUGGUCAGCACGUCAGAAUGGUGAUAUUUUUGCGGGUAUCAACGAUGGCAUACUGAGCAGAGCGGAAGCUCUGGCAGCCGUCGACAUACAGAAGCAUCAAGCCCAGCAUGUACAUAGCCAAAUGCCCUCCCAAAUCAAACACGAUGUGAUGUACCAUCACCAUACAAUGAGUGGGCCCCCGCAACGUCCGUUACAGAUGCACCAUUCAAUGGAUCAACUGGACAUGCUGGACCCGACGGGCUCGAUGACAACGUUAGCGCCCAUUUCGGAGUCACCCCUAACGCCAACGCACCAACACCUGCACGGUUCCUAUCACAGUAUGAAUCACAUGAUGAGCCACCACCAUCCGGGCACGUUAAGUGGACACACGGCGGGGCAUCAUGGACACUCAGCGGUACAUCAUCCUGUCAUAACAGCGGCUGUGGCGGCUGCUGGCCUGCAUCCCGACACCGACACAGAUCCCCGCGAGCUGGAAGCCUUUGCGGAGCGUUUCAAGCAGCGACGCAUUAAACUAGGUGUCACGCAAGCCGAUGUGGGCAAGGCCCUUGCCAAUCUCAAGUUACCUGGCGUCGGCGCGCUGUCGCAAAGCACAAUCUGUCGCUUCGAAAGCCUCACGCUGUCGCACAAUAACAUGAUCGCGCUGAAGCCCAUCUUGCAGGCGUGGCUGGAGGAGGCUGAGGCGCAGGCGAAAAACAAGCGACGGGAUCCGGACGCACCUAGCGUGCUGCCGGCGGGCGAAAAGAAAAGGACUUCCAUUGCGGCACCUGAAAAGCGUUCCCUGGAAGCCUAUUUCGCCGUCCAGCCGAGACCAUCCGGUGAGAAAAUCGCUGCCAUUGCCGAAAAGCUGGAUUUGAAGAAAAACGUGGUACGCGUCUGGUUCUGCAAUCAAAGGCAAAAACAAAAACGUAUAGUUAGUAGUGUAACACCAUCAAUGACUGGCCACGGUUCGGCGGGAUUUGGAUACUGA